Molecule: messenger RNA, 879 nt
Organism: Chenopodium quinoa (quinoa)
Lineage: Eukaryota; Viridiplantae; Streptophyta; Magnoliopsida; Caryophyllales; Amaranthaceae
Product: protein NYNRIN-like
Exons: 1
Coding region: 1-879 (292 amino acids)
Biological process (GO): DNA integration
Molecular function (GO): nucleic acid binding
Source: RefSeq, a predicted model, not a curated record
AUGGGUUCGUUUCCUUCUUCUCAUGGAAACCGAUAUAUCCUAGUAGUCUUUGACUAUGUGUCAAAGUGGGUUGAAGCUAUUGCUACUCCAACCAAUGAUGCUCGUGUGGUAAGUAAAUUUUUCAAGAAAAUUAUUUUUCCUCGAUUUAGUAUCCCACGUGUGUUGAUUAGUGAUAGGGGAACACAUUUCUUGGAGCAUCGGUUCGAAGCGAUGUUGAAAAAAUAUGGAGUGCAACACAGGCUUGGCAUUGGCUAUCAUCCACAAACCAGUGGUCAAGUUGAAGUGUCCAACAGAGAAAUUAAGUUUAUCUUAGAGAAAACGGUUGCAAGGACAAGAAAAGAUUGGUCAGCCAAGAUUGAUGAUGCACUAUGGGUAUACCGAAUAGCUUUUAAAACGUCAAUAGGUACAACCCCAUAUAGACUUGUCUAUGGGAAGGCAUGCCACCUACCCGUUGAGCUAGAACACCGAGCAUUUUGGGCUAUUAAGAGUUUAAAUUUUGAUGCUAAAGUAGCGGGAGAAAAGAGAUUGUUACAAUUGAAUGAACUAGAUGAGCUCCGUCUUGAAGCCUAUGAGAGUUCAAAAAUAUACAAGGAAAGAACUAAACGGUGGCAUGAUAAGGGCCUUGUGAGAAGAGAAUUCAAGGAAGGAGAUCAUGUCGUUCUAUUCAACUCACGAUUGAAAUUGUUUCCCGGUAAGCUUCGGUCUAAGUGGUCGGGUCCUUUCACUGUUUUUAAGGCCUACCCCUACAGCACUAUUGAACUAUGGAACAAGGGCGGAGGCACUUUCAAGGUUAACGGACAAAGGGUGAAGCAUUACCGAGUCGGGGAUCCUAUAGAAGAGAAGGUGAACAUCGCACUCUCUUCCCCAUCGCCAACUUAA